AUGCCGUCCUUUUUUCGCAAGCGCGGCGAGCCCGAGGAGAUCACGCCGUACCCCGCCCUGGAAGACGAUGCCGAGGCCACCGGUAUUGAGCCUUUGAAGGCUCUGGCUCAGUUCGAGAAGGCGCACAAGCUCGACCCGAAUAUGCCAAUUGACGAGCUCAACGAUGUCGAUACAGCACUCGCCACGGGAAACGCCGAGAAGGGACUCGAGAUCGAACAGGCUCUUAUGGAGGACAACUCGCCCUAUCCCGAGGUCCGCGCAGUGGUAAGGAAUUAUGAUGUCGAUUUGCCUGCCAACACGAUCCGCGCCUGGGUCAUUGGCUUGUUGCUCUGCACUGUCGGCUCCGGUGUCAACAUGCUGUUUUCGCUUCGAAACCCCAGCGUCACAAUCACGACCUACGUCGUCCAGCUUAUUGCGUACCCCAUCGGCAAGGGCUGGGAUUUGGUUAUGCCCGAUAAGGAACAAAAUGUCUUCGGCAUCAAGUUCAACCUCAGGCCUGGAAAGUUCAACUACAAGGAGCACGUCAUCAUUGUUGCCAUGUCUAAUGCUGCGUAUGGAGGCGGUGUCUUGUACGCGACGGAUGUCCUGCUUGCCCAGCAACUCUUCUACAAGCAGCACUUUGGUUGGGCCUUCCAGCUGCUUUUUGGCGUCACCACACUCUGCACUGGUUAUGGCCUCGCUGGCUUGGCCCGACGCUUCCUUGUUUGGCCUGCGGCCAUGAUUUGGCCCUCAAACUUGGUCAACUGCGCGCUGUUCUACACGCUUCACGAUCACUCUGGAUCCGACCCCUCAAAGACAAAUGGUUGGAAGAUCGGCCGCUACCGCUGGUUCCUCAUUGUUGGUAGCGGUGCUUUCAUCUGGUACUGGUUCCCCGGUUGGAUCUUCCAGGGUCUCUCGUACUUUACGUGGAUUUGCUGGAUUGCGCCCGAGAAUGUGAUUGUCAACAAGGUUUUUGGUGGUUUGUCGGGCUAUGGUCUGAUGCCCAUCUCCUUCGAUUGGACGGUCAUCUCAGGCUACUUGACCUCGCCUCUGAUUCCGCCAUUCCACGCCAUUGCCAACGUCAUUGCCGGUAUCAUCAUCUUUUUCGUCAUCAUUUCCUCCGGCAUUCACUUUUCUGGCACAUGGUACGCCGACUACUUCCCGGUCCAGAGCUCCGAGUCCUUCGACAACACAGGUGCCGUCUACAAUGUGUCUCGAAUUCUCGACGCCAACUUCCAGUUCAACGAGACUGCAUACAACGCUUACUCGCCGCUCUACCUGCCUACCCAAUUCGCUCUCGCGUACGCCUUGUCCUUCGCUGCCGUAGCUGCAGUCGUUGUUCACGUUGUGCUUUACCACGGCACAGAGAUCUGGAGUCAGUUCAAGUUGGCCCGUCACCAGGAGGAUGACGUGCACAUGCGCUUGAUGAAGAAGUAUCGCGACGCUGAGGACUGGUGGUACCUUGCUCUCUUCGUUGUCAUGGUCGCCAUGUCAUUCGGCGUCGUCGCAGGCUGGCCCACAGGCUUCCCUGCUUGGGCAUACGUUGUCUGCAUUCUAAUCCCCGUUUUCUGGCUUAUCCCCAUCGGUAUUGUGCAGGCCAUCACGAACAUCCAGCUUGGUCUUAAUGUUCUUACCGAAUUCAUCAUUGGUUACAUGGUGCCCGGCCGCCCUCUCGCCAUGAUGAUGUUCAAGAACUACGGCUACAUUUGCAUGUCGCAGGCGCUUUACUUUGCGCAGGAUCUCAAGCUCGGCCACUACAUGAAGGUGCCUCCUCGCACCAUGUUUGCGUCUCAGCUCAUCGCCUCGCUGUGGUCUGCUGUGGUCCAGAUCGCUGUAAUGAACUGGGCCCUAGGCGCCAUUCCCGAUGUUUGCCAGCCCGACCAGCCCAGCAACUACACCUGCCCCGGUGGUCGCGUCUUCUUUACGGCUUCGAUUAUCUGGGGUGCCAUUGGACCUGCUCGAAUCUUCUCCGGCAAUGCUCUUUACUCGUCCCUCCAGUGGUUUUGGCUCGUCGGCGCCAUCACCCCUGUCAUCACCUGGUUCCUUGCCCGCAAGUGGCCCAAGAGCAUUUGGCGCUACGUCAACACGCCCCUUCUGUACGGUGGCUCUGGUUGGUUGCCGCCCGCCAGUGUCUACAUCUACCUCUGCUGGGCCACCGUCGGCACAAUCUUCAACUUCUUCAUCAAGCGCAGAUACACGGGCUGGUGGCUUCAGUACAACUACAUCACUUCGGCAGCCUUAGACUGUGGCCUUAUCGUGGCAACGCUGAUCAUCUUCUUCACGCUGUACCUAACAUCUGCGAGGCCGCCUCAGUGGUGGGGCAACGUUCAGGUCUUCGAGACAAUGGACUGGAGAGGCGAUGCCAUCAAAACACACGUCUCAGGCAGUGAGAAGAUUGGGUCCAGCACCUGGCCUUGA
Colletotrichum chrysophilum is the source of this 2397-nucleotide messenger RNA. RefSeq lists its product as uncharacterized. NCBI's taxonomy places the organism in Eukaryota, Fungi, Ascomycota, Sordariomycetes, Glomerellales, Glomerellaceae. The transcript has 4 exons. The record is from RefSeq and is a predicted model, not a curated record. Gene Ontology annotation, biological process: transmembrane transport. Bases 1 to 2397 code for a protein of 798 amino acids. Gene Ontology annotation, molecular function: oligopeptide transmembrane transporter activity.